Messenger RNA from Lacerta agilis (Sand lizard), 936 nucleotides. Its product is annotated as mas-related G-protein coupled receptor member H-like. Gene Ontology annotation, cellular component: membrane. NCBI's taxonomy places the organism in Eukaryota, Metazoa, Chordata, Lepidosauria, Squamata, Lacertidae. Gene Ontology annotation, molecular function: G protein-coupled receptor activity. Gene Ontology annotation, biological process: G protein-coupled receptor signaling pathway. The record is from RefSeq and is a predicted model, not a curated record.
AUGGCCAAUUUAAGCCUAACAGCCCUGUUUCCUCUGAGUGCUGGAGAAGACUAUUAUGGAGCAGACAAUGAAACUGUUUCCUACUACAAUAGCCACAGUGAUGAUGAUUCAGCAUCAAGCAAAGAGCUAGAACUAGUUAUAUUGACGAUCAGCUGCAUGUUAAUCAGCAUUUUGGGGCUUUGGGGGAAUGGGUCUGUCAUCUGGCUGCUUGGCUUCUGCAUUAAGAGGAACCCAUUCACCACUGUUAUCCUGAACCUCUCCAUUGCUGACUUUGGGUCACUCACAGCUAACUUUAUUCUGGACAUUAAUUGGAUUGCAUAUGGUAAUAGUACAGGCCUUCUGUAUGCAUUAUUUGAUGAUAUCUUCUUAGUCAUGUACAAUGCUGGGCAAUUUUUACUGAUAGCAAUUAGCAUUGACAGGUGUGUGUCCAUCCUGUUCCCACUUUGGCAUCGAUGCCACCGACCAGUGAAUUUGUCCACCACCAUGUGUGCCAUUAUAUGGGUACUCUCUUUCCUUCUCCCUGCUGCUAACUUCACUGUUCAGCUGACUGUUGACAUGACUUAUCAGAGCAUAAACAGUUACCAGUAUAUUUUAAAUGGCUUCCUUUGCCUCCCACUCAUAACUAUCUCCACUCUGAUUCUCUUCAUCAAGUUCUGCUUUAAAUCACAACAGCAGGGGCGGAUGACCAUCUUGUUGACUUUGUUCUUCUUCCUCUUUUUUUCUUUUCCGUUGAAUGGCAUUUACAUUGCCGUGUAUGUUUUUCAUUCCCCAUUUACACAUCAUUUACUUUAUGUCUACUUAUGUUUCUGCAUGAACAGCAGUGUUAACCCUUUGACCUAUUUCCUUAUUGGAAGACUGAAGAGAGGCAGACCAAAGAAGAGCAUGAAAGCCAUACUCCAGAAUCUUUUCAAAGAGGAAAAAAAACUCUCCAGAUAA